UUUCAGCAUCUUGACGCUUAUUACAAUGUCUAGUGAUAAAAGUUUUAUAGACGCUAUAAAGGAAUCGGAUUUAACAUGUGGAGUGUGCAUAUCAAAAGUUAAUAAAUACAAGAUUUUUAAUCAUCAAUGCAUGAAAGAUUGGUAUAGUAUCACAAUUAAUGGAGAUACUAAAAUGUUUUAUCCUACUAAUGAACAAGGACAAUAUUUUGAAAAAAAAUGUGAUGAGGAACAACUUGUAUUACUACAAGAUAAAUCAAAGAGCUUAUCAUUUGACAACAAAGGAAUAGACGAAAGAGUGGUUAAAUCCACAGAUGAUUGCUUUAUUGUAGAAGAAGAUCGACAAUCAAUACUGUGCUUGACAACAGACAAAAGUAUAUUAGAAGAAGCGUUAAUCGAAGAAGUCAGAAAAAGACCUCCUUUGUUAUACAUUGCCUUUGUCUGUUCGUGGCAGAUACAAACUUGCAGAGUUAUGGAAAGAAAUUUUCUAAUGCUCUUAAUGGUCGUAUCAGUCCUGAAGAUGCUAAAAAGAGGUGGAAAUCACUUAAAGACACGUUUAGUAAAGCAGUGGCUGAAGGAAAAAAACCGAGUGGGUCAGCAAGAUCAAAUUCACAAAAACCAUGGAAACAUUUUGAAGCAAUGUCCUUUUUACGUUCAGUUUCUACAAGCAGAAAGUAUAUCACUUUUUACACAUGUGUACAACUUUAUUUUACAGCUCCAUUUCUAACCUUACGACUCAAAAUAUUGAGUCCAACAAUCUUUUUGAGAACAGCUUAGACAGCAAUGAACAACAUGAAAGUAACGAAGAUGAGCUUUAUGUUAAACCUAGUACUAAACGAGCUAAAAUUAACAAUGAUUUAAGUGCAUCAAUGAAUCGUAUAGCUGAAGCAUUUUGUAAUAAAGAAAUGCCUGUUAUAAAUCUUCCAAAGCCACCUGAAAUGGAUGCAUUGGAUGGUAUGUUUAUUUAUAUAAAACAAAAAUUGCUUAAACUGAAUAAAAAAACACAGGAUACACUUUUAUUAACAUUUCUACAAGAUAUUACUAAGGAAGAACAAAAUGAGGGUGAAUAAUUUGUCAUGAUAUAUAUUGAUAAUUGCUAUGUUCCUAUGUUAUUUUUGUUUUCUUAUUC
Nylanderia fulva is the source of this 1126-nucleotide messenger RNA. RefSeq lists its product as uncharacterized. NCBI's taxonomy places the organism in Eukaryota, Metazoa, Arthropoda, Insecta, Hymenoptera, Formicidae. The record is from RefSeq and is a predicted model, not a curated record.